UCGGUGACGUCCUUCCUGCGCCGCCGUGCAACACGUGUGCGGUGUGCAGGCCUGAGCUAAAGGGGAACAACAACAACCGAUCCUCCUCGCGCAGAGACUUUCGAGUGGUCCCCACUGGUUUUUUUUAAUUCUUUUUUGUCCGUGCGAGGCUUUGCCGACCAAACCGCCAACAUGGUGAAGCCGCAGUUCAAGGGGAAGAGCACCAUCAACCCCUCGUCGUCCAGCAGCAACCCCGAUCGAGCCAAAGGUGCUGGUGGGACCAACAUGAGGGACCGAUCCACGAUCAAGCGUCUGAAUAUGUACAGACAAAAACAGAGAUGUAAUAACCGUGGAAAAGUCAUAAAACCGUUACAGUACCAGUCCACGGUGGCUCCAGGGACCGUAGCCAGAGUUGAACCAAACAUCAAAUGGUUUGCAAAUACCCGUGUGAUCAAGCAGUCAUCCCUCCAGAAGUUCCAGGAAGAGAUGGGAGCAGUGCAGAAGGAUCCAUAUCGUGUGGUGAUGCGACCGAGCAAACUCCCCAUGUCCCUUUUGCACGAUAGAGUCAAAGCCCAUAACUCCAAGGUGCACAUUCUGGACACGGAGGGUUUUGAGACCACGUUUGGACCUAAGGCUCAGAGGAAAAGGCCCAGUCUCAUGGUGGGGGACAUGAAAGACCUCAUCCAGCAGGCGGAGGCCUCGGCCGAGAGCUACAGUGCAGACAACGACAAAAACCUAGUGACUGAGGACACGGGCGUCCGGGCAGAGGCACGCGAGGAAAUCUUCAAGAAGGGCCAGUCCAAGAGGAUCUGGGGUGAACUUUACAAGGUGAUUGACUCAUCUGAUGUCAUCAUCCAAGUGCUGGAUGCCCGAGAUCCCAUUGGCACACGCUCCAAAAGCAUAGAGUCAUAUCUGAAGAAGGAGAAAACCUGGAAACAUCUUAUCUUUGUGCUCAACAAGUGUGAUCUCAUCCCCGCCUGGGUCACGAAACGGUGGGUUGCUGUUUUGUCACAAGAGUACCCCACUCUGGCUUUCCAUGCCAGUCUCACCAACUCGUUUGGUAAAGGCUCCCUCAUCCAGCUGCUGAGGCAGUUUGGCAAGCUCCACACAGACAAGAAACAGAUAAGUGUGGGUUUCAUUGGUUACCCCAAUGUGGGUAAGAGCUCAGUCAUCAACACGCUGCGGUCGAAGAAGGUCUGCAACGUGGCCCCCCUCGCUGGAGAAACAAAGGUGUGGCAGUACAUCACUUUGAUGAGGCGCAUCUUUCUCAUCGACUGCCCUGGUGUUGUCUACCCUUCAGAAGACAGUGAGUCUGACAUCGUCUUGAAAGGAGUGGUUCAAGUGGAGAAGAUCAAGAACCCAGAGGAGCACAUUGGGUCAGUACUGGAGCGGGCUAAGCCAGAAUACAUCCAGAAGACCUACCGCAUCCCUACCUGGAACAAUGCUGAAGACUUUCUUGAGAAGCUGGCAUUUCGCACUGGGAAACUUCUAAAGGGUGGUGAGCCAGAUCUUCAAACAGUCUCCAAAAUGGUGUUGAACGAUUGGCAGAGAGGACGUAUUCCCUUCUUUGUGAAACCCCCGGGACCUGAGGGCGAACAGGAGAAGGAGCCGUUGCCAGUUGAAGGACCCUCUGACGUGGCUGAGAAAGUGCAGGAAGAGCAGCCAGACAAUCCGACUGCCGUGUCAGAGGAACAUGAGGAACAACAGCAGCGGCAGCAGAGACAGAAGGAACAGGUCCAGAAAAUCCUGGCUAACGUGCGACAGAACUUUGGUAAAAUUAAUGUGGCACCUGAGUUCAGCGAGGAAGACUUAGUCCCCGUGGAGAUACCAGACAUGGACAUGUCUGACUUCUCUGGCUCUGACGACGAGGAGGAAGAGGACGGAGACGGUGGAGAGGAGGAUGGAGAGGAGGACGGGGAGGAGGACGGGAAGGAGGACGGGAGCAGAGUUGAGCAAGCUGUUGGAGAAGCCGAGGACACUGAGCCCACAACCUCUCAGACUGGCAAAGAAACCAGCAGCAAGAGUUCACGCGAGGUAAUCCGUGAGCUGGAUGACAAAAUCGCUAAAUACAAGCAUUUCCUGGACCGGGCCAAAUCCAAACGCUUCUCUGCAAUCAGGAUACCCAAGGCACUGUCUGACAAAGCCUUAACAGACAUCAAGACUAAAGCAGCAGCAGCAGCAGCACCCGCUAAUCAAUCACAAAAGAAAGCUGCAAAUCAGAGAAGCAAGAAAAGGAAAGCUGAGGACGACGAGGAGUCCGCCCAGCCGCACAGACUGACCUCUAAACAGAGAAGAGCGAUGGAUCGUGCUAAUAGGACGAAGAAAGUUGGCGUGCGCUAUUACGAAACGCACAAUGUGAAAAACAAGAACAAGGACAGAAAAGCCCCAGCAGCAGCCACAGAAGGCCAAAAGACCAAAAGACCAAAGCACUAGACUGGAGUUAUACAACACAACAUUUGUAAUAAAUCUUUAUUUAAUUUGGCCAAAAAGGGCCAUGUUGUAGAGUUGAGGAAAGGUGGAAUACUAACUAUUUUGAGUAUUAAAAGGUCUUUAUCAAGUGGCCACUUGAUGCCUUAUCAUGACCUUGACUGUCCCUCAGGAAACUGACGUCGCAUCUGCCUUUUCUUUUCCUUUCAGCCCCUACUCUGUUUUUCAAUCAUAUUUCAUACAUCAUUUACAGGUAAAAUGCUCUCUUGACUUUCAAGAGAAAUGUACAGUGAUUGUUGGAACUGUGCUUGUCAUGCUGUUGAAGACAAAUAAAAUAUUUCCUAAUUA
This is a messenger RNA of Scophthalmus maximus (turbot), 2754 nucleotides long. RefSeq names its product guanine nucleotide binding protein-like 2 (nucleolar) (gene gnl2). Gene Ontology annotation, molecular function: GTP binding. The transcript has 16 exons. Gene Ontology annotation, cellular component: nucleolus. NCBI's taxonomy places the organism in Eukaryota, Metazoa, Chordata, Actinopteri, Pleuronectiformes, Scophthalmidae. The record is from RefSeq and is a predicted model, not a curated record. The coding region runs from base 172 to 2412 and encodes 746 amino acids.